Molecule: messenger RNA, 606 nt
Organism: Pteropus alecto (black flying fox)
Lineage: Eukaryota; Metazoa; Chordata; Mammalia; Chiroptera; Pteropodidae
Gene: CCDC167
Product: coiled-coil domain containing 167
Exons: 4
Coding region: 45-338 (97 amino acids)
Source: RefSeq, a predicted model, not a curated record
CAACGGGCGCGUCCAAUAAUGACUGGGGGAUCCUGGCAAGUAACAUGACUAAAAAGAAGCGGGAGAAUCUGGGCGUCGCUCUACAGAUCGAUGGGCUGGAGGAGAAGCUGUCACAAUGUCAGAGGGACCUGGAGGCCGUGAAUUCCAGGCUCUAUGGGCCAGAGCUGAGCCCAGAGGCCAGGAGGUCUCUGGAGAAAGAGAAAAACAGCCUGAUGAACAAAGCCUCCAACUAUGAGAAGGAGCUAAAGUUGCUUCGGCAGGAGAACCGGAAGAACAUGCUGCUCUCUGUGGCCAUCUUCAUCCUUCUGACCCUCAUCUAUGCCUACUGGACCAUGUGAGCCUGAGAUUUCUCCAGAGUCAGCACAGACUUCCCCUCAGCAACCUGGUCACAGCCAAGCAGGCCCUUCAUGCCUCAAGAGGACCUAGGUACAGGGGCAUUUCUUCCCUACCCAGACACUGGAGAAGGGCUUCCUAUUGGCCCAGCCCCUCCUGCUUCCAGGUGCUGUGUGGGGCCUGGGUCUCCAGAAGGACUUUGUGCUGGCUCCUCCCUUAGCCCAAAGGAAAGGCAAUAAAGAACAGCCAGGAUAUUCCUGACUGCUGAGUAAA